Manihot esculenta (cassava) is the source of this 1376-nucleotide messenger RNA. RefSeq names its product DNA repair protein RAD51 homolog. The record is from RefSeq and is a predicted model, not a curated record. Lineage: Eukaryota; Viridiplantae; Streptophyta; Magnoliopsida; Malpighiales; Euphorbiaceae. Gene Ontology annotation, cellular component: condensed nuclear chromosome. Gene Ontology annotation, biological process: mitotic recombination-dependent replication fork processing; mitotic recombination; double-strand break repair via homologous recombination. The coding region runs from base 151 to 1203 and encodes 350 amino acids. Gene Ontology annotation, molecular function: ATP binding; ATP hydrolysis activity; single-stranded DNA binding. The transcript is spliced from 9 exons.
CACAAGCCUUUUGCCGAAAUCAUCUUGGCGCCCAACUAAAUUCUUUUGAAUAUAUCAUCUCCCUCCCUUUUCUUUUCUCCCUUGCUCUUCUCUCGUUCCUCUCUCGCUCCCUCGCUCUUUCUCUUUACCGAGCUAAGGAGAUUCCUGGCGAUGGAGCAACAAAGGCACCAGAAGAUGGUUCAGCAACAGCAACAGCAACAGCAACAGCAACAGCAACAUGAGGAAGUUGAGGAGAUGCAGCAUGGCCCUUUCCCAGUUGAGCAGCUCCAGGAGUCAGGAAUUGCUGCCCUUGACAUAAAAAAGCUUAAAGAUGCUGGUCUCUGCACAGUUGAGUCUGUUGUAUAUUCUCCUCGGAAAGAGCUUUUGCAAAUUAAAGGAAUCAGUGAAGCCAAAGUAGAUAAAAUCAUUGAAGCAGCUUCCAAACUGGUGCCUUUGGGUUUUACUAGUGCUAGCCAACUUCACGCUCAGAGGUUGGAGAUAAUUCAGAUAACAUCUGGAUCAAGAGAACUUGACAAAAUUUUGGAAGGAGGAAUUGAGACAGGAUCUAUUACUGAGAUAUAUGGUGAGUUUCGCUCUGGCAAGACUCAACUGUGCCACACACUCUGUGUCACUUGCCAACUACCAUUAGAUCAAGGGGGUGGUGAGGGAAAAGCAAUGUACAUUGAUGCUGAGGGAACAUUCAGGCCGCAGAGACUGUUACAAAUCGCAGACAGAUUUGGACUAAAUGGUGCUGAUGUUUUGGAGAAUGUGGCCUAUGCUCGUGCAUAUAACACUGAUCACCAAUCAAGGCUUUUGCUUGAAGCAGCUUCUAUGAUGGUGGAAACCAGGUUUGCCCUUAUGAUAGUAGACAGCGCUACUGCCUUAUACAGAACAGAUUUCUCUGGAAGGGGUGAAUUGUCUGCUCGACAAAUGCACCUUGCUAAAUUCCUCAGAAGCCUUCAGAAGUUGGCAGAUGAGUUUGGUGUGGCUGUGGUAAUCACAAACCAAGUAGUUGCACAAGUAGAUGGGUCUGCUAUUUUUGCUGGGCCUCAAAUCAAGCCAAUCGGCGGUAAUAUUAUGGCUCAUGCUUCUACCACAAGGCUUGCUCUAAGGAAGGGAAGAAGGGAGGAGCGUAUCUGUAAAGUGAUAAGUUCACCUUGUUUAGCUGAAGCUGAAGCAAGAUUUCAAAUUUCUGCUGAAGGGGUAACUGAUGUUAAGGACUAAUCCCCAAACAUUUUGUGUUCAUAUUAGCACCACCAUGUAUUCUCCACUUGUAUCUAUUUCUUGAUCUGCAUGCAAGAGAUGUCAUCCUCUUGUAAUUUUGUUUUUUUUUUUGGUUUAAAAUAGACUAUUGAAUUUUGAAGAGCUAUAUUGAUAAAGGGGUGUUUGGUUUACCA